This is a messenger RNA of Clunio marinus, 189 nucleotides long. Lineage: Eukaryota; Metazoa; Arthropoda; Insecta; Diptera; Chironomidae. The record is from the annotation of a GenBank genome assembly.
AUGAGGUUGGAUGGUUUACUGUAUCUCUGCAAUAAGUAUAAAAACUUACUUCAACUUCAAUUUACACUCAUGUCAGAUAAAAAGUUGCAACGUAAUCAUCGGAAGACAAGUGGAAGAAAUCUCAUUACCAUUUCAAACUCUCAGCAGAUGGAUGAUUCAUCAAGAUUUCAAGUCGUGAGAAAAGCUUGA